AUGGCGCCACGGCGGCGGGUGCGGGUACCCGGGCGUGCGGGUGCAAGAUAUUCAAAGAACACUUUAGGAAGAACACAUUCCGUGAAAGAUAAAACUGGUCAAAAGCACAAGCCUUCUGAUGUGUUUGAAUUUCCUGAUGAUUCUGAUAGCUCAAGCAUUGGCAGGCUGGGUGAAAAUGAGAAAGAUGAAGAACCUUAUGAAACCUUUGAUCCUCCUUUACACAGCACAGCUAUAUACGCUGAUGAAGAAGAAUUCUCCAAACAUUGUGGAUUAUCUAUCCCUUCAGGUCCUCCAGGAAAGGAAGCAAGAAGAAGUUUGAACACUUCUGAAAGUGAAGCAAGUGAAAAUGAAUCUGUAAAAAUUAGAGCAAAAGAGUGGAAAACUCAGGAAAAAGGGAAGACGUCUCAUGGCACAAGGGAGAAAUCAAGAAGUGAAACCGCAGACUCAGAUACUUCCAACCUUGUAAAUAUUUGGCAUCUAGAAGGAAAGAAAACCAGUGAUAUCAUGGAGUUGGAUAUUGUUUUGCCUACAUUUGAGAAAACCCUCCUAGAGUAUAAACAAAGAAUAAAAUCCAAAAUUUGUAAGGAAGCCGUCAACAAAUUUUAUUUUAAUGUUAAAGAGGAACUCAUCAAAAUGCUUAAAGAUGCCCGGAUGCUGAAAAACCUGAAAAGGAAGAAUGCUAAGAUGAUUUCAGGUAUCGAAAAGAAAAGGCAGCGUUUGAUAGAAGUCCAAGAUGAACUGCUUCGGUUAGAGCCACAGCUGAAACAACUACAAACAAAAUAUGAUGAACUUAAGGAGAGAAAGUCUUCCCUUAAGAAUGCAGCAUAUUUCUUAUCUAAUUUAAAACAACUUUAUCGAGAUUAUUCAGAUGUUCAAGAGAAAGAACCACAAGUAAAGGAAACGGUAACUCCAAUUUUUACUUUCUACUGUGCUUCCCAGGAUGAUCAAGGGCGUUUGCAUGUGAGAUUCCAGAGGCUUUGA
This is a messenger RNA of Propithecus coquereli (Coquerel's sifaka), 981 nucleotides long. RefSeq names its product centromere protein U (gene CENPU). The coding region runs from base 1 to 981 and encodes 326 amino acids. The record is from RefSeq and is a predicted model, not a curated record. Gene Ontology annotation, cellular component: nucleus. Lineage: Eukaryota; Metazoa; Chordata; Mammalia; Primates; Indriidae. The transcript is spliced from 11 exons.